AUGUCCUCGAGAAGAGCUGCCGCUGCCGCUGCUCAAAAGCGUAAAACUCUCUCCUCUCCAGCUUCUGUUGAAAUUACCAUUUCUGCCCUUGAUUCUAAAAUCAUAGAGAACAAGAUCCCGACUCCAACCCAAUUCAACCAUUUGGUGAAUGAUCUAUUCAAUUCGAUUCGAGCCGGUGCUUUUGUGAGGUUAGAGGAUGCAGUGGGCCUCUUCAAUCGUAUGGUCCGCACGCAGCCGCUGCCUUCAAUCCGGACCUUUAAUCGCCUGUUAACUACUAUUGCUAAAAUGAAACACUAUUCGACCGUGAUUUCUUUGCAUCGGGAGAUGAAUUGGUUAGGGAUCCCAUCUGAUAUCUAUACAUGGAGCAUUCUUCUCAAUUGUUCUUGCCGCUUGAACGGGAUCGGUUCUGGUUUCGCUGUUCUCAGCAACAUCCUGAAACGUGGCCAUGAGCCGAAUGUCGUGACUCUGAACACUUUUAUUAAGGGGUUUUGCAUGGAAGGGCGGAUUGGGGAAGCGAGUAGUUUCUUUCUGAAGACGGUAGAAAUGGGAUAUCCUUAUAAUGUGGUGUCGUUCGGGAUACUAAUCGACGGUCUUUGCAAGUCAGGGAACACCGGAAUGGCUAUUGGGUUGCUUCGGCAAAUGGAGAUGGGUGUGGGUAAAUGUAGUCCUGACCUUCCGGUUUAUAACUCAAUCAUCGAUAGCCUAGGCAAAGAUGGGCUCACAAGGGAGGCGCUUAACCUCUUCUCAGAAAUGGUCGGUAAGGGGAUUCUGCUGAAUGUUGUCACUUACAGUUCUUUAAUUCAUGGACUAUGCAAUUUAGGCCAGUGGAAAGAAGCAAUGAGUCUGUUUGAGGAAAUGUCGAAUCGAGGAGUCUCACCCAAUGUGACAACCUUCAGCAUACUGGUGAAUGCUCUUUGCAAUGAAGGAAUGGUUAAAGAAGCCCAUGGAUUACUAGAAUGGAUGACCCAGAGAGGUGUGGAGCCUGAUGUAAUCACAUAUAGUGCAUUGAUGAAUGGCUACUGUUUUACUGGCCAAAUGGAUGCUGCUUUAAAGAUAUUUGAUUACAUGGUGUGUAAAGGGCAUAAGCCUAGUGUUGCGACUUAUUCCAUGUUAAUCAACGGCUAUUUCAAGAAUCAGAUGGUAGACGAGGCUAUGCAACUUUUUCGAGAAAUGCCUUGCAAGGGAUUGAAGCCCGAUGUUGUUACUUAUAACACUCUUAUAGGUAGGCUGUACCAGGUAUGGAGAAUUGUGGCUGCACAAGAGCUCUUCAAUGAGAUGCAAGCUCAUGGACAAUGUCCGGAUCUCAUCACAUACACCAUUUUGAUGGAUGGGCUGUGUAAAAGUGAUCGUCCUGUCGAGGCAAUGAAACUACUUAAUGAGAUGCAAAUUAGAGGAAUUCAACCAAAUAAUAAAGUUAUUGAUGUCCUUAUCAAUGGGAUGUGCAAAGCUAGGGAACUCAAAUAUGCGAAGGAGCUUUUCAGUUGGGCCUUUGCCAAGGGCUUGGGGAAUAAUGUUAGGACAUAUAACGCGUUAAUCAAUGGGCUCUGUAAAGAAGGGCUUUUGGAGGAAGCUAAUGGAUUGUUCUUGCAAAUGGAAGAGAAGGGUUCCCAACCAGACAGUGUCACCUUCAAUGCUUUAAUUAGGGGCUUUCUACAGAAGAAUGAAACCCUCAAGGCAAUGCAACUUCUCGGGGAAAUGGCUAAAAGGCAUUUUUCUGUGGAUGCAUCCACCGCAACUAUGUUAGUGGGCUUGUUCGCAGAGGACGAAAAAGGUCAAGAAUACUUGGGAAUGCUUCAAAAUUUGUGCCCUAUGGAGAAGAAGGAAUCUCAGGAGUUUGUUAUAGGUGUAGAGGAAGAUAGCUCGAGCUCGUCAUUGAUGGCGAAUAAGGAUGUUGAAGAUGAUGGAAUGAUAAAUCAUUGUGCUAUAGAGUUUGGAGAGUGCAAUGGGGUCUACAUUGAGCAGCAGUCAGUUAAAAGUUUCGAUCAAGCGAUGAUGAUUCGUAAAGGUAUAGUGUCAUCAGUGUCAGAUCUACAGAGGCAAGAGGAAGAUGAAGAGGCAUUGACAGAGAGUUUCGCAAGGGUUGAUCUAACAGUUUCUCAUGAGGUGAAGAAGAAAGAGAGGAACUCAACAAAGAGAAGGGCAAGCGUAGUUUCUCUAUCAAGAUAA
Molecule: messenger RNA, 2166 nt
Organism: Magnolia sinica
Lineage: Eukaryota; Viridiplantae; Streptophyta; Magnoliopsida; Magnoliales; Magnoliaceae
Product: pentatricopeptide repeat-containing protein At1g63130, mitochondrial-like
Exons: 3
Coding region: 1-2166 (721 amino acids)
Molecular function (GO): protein binding
Source: RefSeq, a predicted model, not a curated record